Messenger RNA from Dermacentor silvarum, 3017 nucleotides. RefSeq lists its product as uncharacterized. Lineage: Eukaryota; Metazoa; Arthropoda; Arachnida; Ixodida; Ixodidae. The transcript has 7 exons. Bases 115 to 2352 code for a protein of 745 amino acids. Gene Ontology annotation, molecular function: protein binding. The record is from RefSeq and is a predicted model, not a curated record.
CGAAAAGGCGAGCAACGGUGCGAUUGUCGGUCGACGCGGGGCAGCCUUCAAGGGGGCCGAUGCGCAAGUCGAAGACGCCGUGCUCCGCGGAAAGUUAGGGCCGAUGCAAUCUCCAUGGCAUUGGGAUUUCUGUUGGUGGCAGCGCUGGUCACAGGAUGCGUGACCCGGGUGUCAUCGGUGAUAUACGUCCCCUAUAUCAUGGAAGAUGCCUGCGAUGGCCUGCCACGCACGGUCCAGCUUCCACCUACCGGUCCCGGCUCGGCCAUCAUCAUGCGUUCCCACCAGGGGGCGCACUACAAGUCUGGCCUCACAUGCAACUUCAUCGUCAAGACGUCCAACGACUACCGCAUUGUGGUCGUCUUCGAGACGAUACAGUUCCCGGGGACCACAGGGAACUGCUCCGAUUCCUUGCUGCUGUCGAACGUCGAAAGCCCGGCCGGCCCAAUAUGCACUUCUGACGUGAAGGAGGUGAUCAGCAAGGGACACAUCAUGAAUGUCACCUGGAGCACGGGAGGUGGAGAGCCCGCGUCCAACAACGAUGGCUUCGAAGCCAUCGUCACUGCCUACAAACCCGGAACUGCGUUCUGCACUUUUAGCCAGUUCAAGUGCGCCAACCACCGCUGCGUCGCCGACAACUUCGCAUGCGACGGCCACAACAACUGCGGCGAUAACAGCGACGAAAAAUGCGACUUCGGGACAAGCUUCUGGCGCUCCUUCGGCUCGAUGUCGGUGAUGAUGAUGGCCAUACUGUUCAUGGGCGUUUGCAUGGUCAUGCCGUUGGUGGCUCGCUCGUGCUUUGGUUCGCCCGAGUCACAGCAACAGCAGCAGUCGACCUGCGUCGUUCAACAAGCCGAUGGCACGUAUCAGGCGGUGAAUGCCUUACCCCCAACUCCUUAUCCCGGCAUGGGCCCCGCCCCGGACGGCUCGCAGCCGCAGCCUCAAAUGAUGAGCCAGUUCACGGGGGCCACGGGUAUACCCGUCAACAUGGAAACCGGCCGGCAGAUGCGCUUUCCAGCACCGCCUCGCGAUCUGGAUAACGUCGACUACCCGCGCACCAUCGUCAACCCUGUGAACCCGAUCGUCAUGAGUUUGACGGACACCUCGGUGCCUUCGCUGCCGGACGCAUUUGGCGAAUCGCAGCCUGCCUUCACAAGCGCCAGGCCGCACCAGCAUCCGGCUCCGCCGCCGGGAUUUGCCGAUCUUCAACAGCCGUUCCGCACUGCUAACGUGCAGAUGCCUCCAAGACAGAGGACGCCUAUGUUCCAACACAGCCACCCACCGUUGAGCCUCUACGACCAGCCGGACCCUUUGCGCCCUUUCCAGGUCUUCGGCAUGGGUGGUGGGCCUUUCGGACCAGUGCCCUUCGGUGGUGGCCCCAUCACCCUCGGCGGACCAAUGGGUAUGCCGUUCGGUGGUCCCAUCGGCCCCUUUCCUCCUAGGAUGCCGGCGCUAAUCAUCAUCGAGACCGGGGACGACGACGACUCGCAGUUCCUAGAUCCACCGGACCCGCGCGGCGGUCUCCUACCGUCCAGCACGAGCUCUUCGAACCAGGAGGCAGUGUUCCCGACACUCUUACUUCAGCGAAGACAGCAGGAAAUGCAGCGGCAGCAACAGCAGCGCGCAGAAGAGGAAGAAGCGCGGGCAGCGAGGCGGCGCCCAAAGCACCGUCACGCAACCGGUGGCGCCGCGAACAUUUCGACACCCACUGGUGACAGCGAAUUCCAGGACGCCCUCCCGGGAAGCAAGGAUGACCACAAAGAAGCCAAGAGACAGCAACGUCAGGUAGGCAAAGCUUCACCGAGAGUUGCACCAGUGACGGGGGCCAUCCCGCAGCCCGCACCACCCCCGAAGACUGCAAACAAGAAGGACGUUGACAAGGACGCCAUCGCGGAAGCCGAAAAGACGGUGAUGCGCGUCGACCGCAUCGAGACCCUAACUUCAGCGGCAGCCGCUCUGCAAAAGAUGGGACUGUUCGGGCGGCCCAUCAGUGCUCCUUCGGGCAACGACUGCAUCGGGCCGGACUCCGUGGUCAUCAGGCGCGCCAAGUCCCAGUGGGAUGCCCCGCUCGACUCUAACCACGAGCAGAACAAGAUCAUCUACGAUCUGCCGUCGAUUUCGACGUACGAGUACGCGAGCGUGUGGUCUAACACGUCCUCCACGUACAGCGAGACGACGUUGACGACCACGGAGACUGACGGGAGCCGGGGCACGCAGCAACAGACGUCGGGUGACGACAGCGACGUGAACUACUUGAGGCCCACCGUUUCGCUGGAGAACAUUACGGUUCUCGACAUGGCUCAACAGCGUGACAAAGAACUAAGAGACCGGCGAGCAGCCAAGAAACGGGAAUAGUUGUUGGAUGUGCCUGACCGCACUUGCACUGAGCGUGUUUUCGAACCUUGCUGAACAGCACUAUGCUUCAAAUUUUUGCUCAGACCCACAGCUAUUAAAUGAGAAGGUGGCCCAACCGUGGAACACAAGGUUUAGCGCAAGCUUCCGCGUUAAUGCCAGCCGCGACAGCAACAAGCGUUCACAUAUACAGGGUGGCCGAAAAAGAGUUAGCGCCCUGGCCACGUGGUGGUGCAUGAGUGUGGGCCGGGUACUGCGUGCAUAAUUAAGAUGUUGCAGCUUUUGCGCUCGCGCACAAGCUGUUUGAACUUAAAGAACGCACGUAACCGGAAAUAAAUUUAGUGCGAAUCGUCAUUGAAGACGCCAUUGUGGCUCUAUUGAUCUGAAAAACAAAACUGCCCCGUGAUCCAUGUUUGCAAUGCAGUAAGCACUUGCUGACAUGUCUGUGUCGUACAGGCGCCAUAGAAUGCAAAUUUAGACAGUAAAUAUUUUGUUGUGCAGUUGGUGUAAGGCUCUGUAAUUUAUUAUUUUAUCCUUUACAGUUAUUUAUAAAUAUGGCAAACCAUGUACAGGCCGGUCCAAGAUGGGUCGACAUAACUAAACACACAUAACGAAGAAAGUAAAUACAUGUCAUUCGGUAACGUGAUCAAAUGUGUAUGACCAUAAAU